This is a messenger RNA of Humulus lupulus (European hop), 708 nucleotides long. RefSeq lists its product as uncharacterized. NCBI's taxonomy places the organism in Eukaryota, Viridiplantae, Streptophyta, Magnoliopsida, Rosales, Cannabaceae. The transcript has a single exon. The annotation marks the transcript as partial. The record is from RefSeq and is a predicted model, not a curated record.
AGUAGUAGUAGUAGUAGUAGUAGUAGUAAUAGUAGUAGUAGCAGUAGUAUCAAUAGUAGUAGUAGUAGUAGUAGUAGCAGCAGUAGUAGUAGUAGUAGUAGUAGUAGUAACAGUAGCAGCAGCAACAAUAGCAGCUGGAGCUGGAGGAGUUGUAGUAGUAGUGGUAGUGGCAGUGGUAGUGGUAUUAGUGGUAGUAGUGGUAGUAGUAGGAGUAGUAGUAGUGGUGGUAGCAGCAGUAGCAGUAGCAGUAGUAGUAGCAGUAGUAGUAGCAUUAGCAGUAGUAGUAGCAGUAGUAUUAGUAGUAGUAGUAGUAGCAGCAGCAGUAGCAGUAGUAGUAGCAGCAGUAGUAGUACUAGUAGUAGUAGUAGCAAUAGUAGCAGUAGAAGUAGCAGCAGUUGCAGUAGUAGUAGCAGUAGUAGAAGUAUUAGCCGUAGCAGAAGCAACAGUAGUAUUAGUAGUAGCAGUAGUAGCAGUAGUAUCGGUAAUAAUAGUAAUAGUAGCAGUAGUAGCAGUUGUAGUAGUAGUAGUAGCAGUAGUAGGAGGAGUAGUAGUAGUAGGAGUAGUAGUAGUAGUAGUAGCAAUAGUAGUAGUAGUAGUAGCAGUAGUUGUAGUAGUAGCACUAGUAGCAGUAGUAGUAGUAGCAGUAGUAGUAGUAGUAGUUGUAGUCGUAGUAGUAGCAGUAGUAGUAGUAGUAGCAGUAGUAGCAGG